Messenger RNA from Penicillium chermesinum, 1584 nucleotides. RefSeq lists its product as uncharacterized. NCBI's taxonomy places the organism in Eukaryota, Fungi, Ascomycota, Eurotiomycetes, Eurotiales, Aspergillaceae. The coding region runs from base 1 to 1584 and encodes 527 amino acids. Gene Ontology annotation, cellular component: nucleus. The transcript is spliced from 3 exons. The record is from RefSeq and is a predicted model, not a curated record.
AUGCCGCGCAAAUCGGCGAAGAAACAGACUAGACUCGCCUUCGCUCCAGCCGUCCCAUCAGCUGGUGAGGAUAGCGAAAAGGAGGACCGACACAGAACACUACGCUAUAACCACCCAAGUCUCGCUUCAGUCCGCUCAAACAGCCCGCGCAAAGACAAAAAGUCAAAAUCUUCCAAGAAGGCUAGAACGCCGGAACCUCAAAUCGAAAUCCAAAGCACUGAGCCCUCACCUCCCCCAGCUCCGCAGCUCAGCUCUGAAGAGGAAGACGAUAUCGUUCUGCCUAGCUCCUCCCGCAAGAGAAAGGCACCAAUGAGCCCACCGAAGACCGAGUCUCUUACGCGGAUCAAACAUGAGCCGGUACCGUCAAAAUCCCUUGUCAUCUUGAGUGAUUCGGAAGAUGACGAAGAUCCCGUUGUAUCAUCGCCAACAAAACGACGCAGACGGCUCGCUGAUUCAGAAUCACCGACGACACCGAGGGCUGGUGCGACAAAAGAUGACCUUGAAGUUGCGGAGGACGUCCUAGACCUCCAGGACUCCGAUGACUCUGGUUUGAGAGAAACACGAACCCGGGGAAGGAUCGCCAAUUCAGCGAGAAGUAAGCGAAUGGCGCACCUGGAAACCCUCCGUCGGAGACGUGCGGGACAAAAGCUAAAGAGUGAUCCGGAAAAAGACGAUGAGCCUCGUAUGUAUAAUGGGGACGAGGAACCGACUGAUGACAGUGAAAUCAACUCGCUCAUCGGCGAGGAAGACCUAGACGCAUACGACGAGGACUUUGUGCAGGAAGACGACACCUUCGGCGUUCCCACGGAGAUGCCUCUUGAAUUUACCCGUCAUGCUUACAAAAAGCCGAAGGAAUACUUCCAGGAUGUGGUGGGAUGGAUGGUUCAUAAUUAUCUCGACCCAGCCUUUCCCCGUUCUGAUGCCAUGUAUGAGGUGGCAUUUAUGAAGUUGAAUGAUGAAGUCAACGGUCGUGCAAGCUCUCAGUUUACGUCCUCGAGUUGGAGCGCAGAGUUUCGUAAUGCGUUGCUGGCCCGUCCUUAUAUGGAGCUUCUGGGUUUCAAGAGCAUCUUCGGCACUGAGACCUGUGAGGCCUGCAACCGGUCAGGCCACCCUCCCUCUUGGGAGAUGAAGUUAUACGGCAAGCCGUACUCGCUUGAAACACUGGAGCCUCUCGACGAGACGGAUGAGACGGAUGAAGAGAACGACGGACAUAAUGAUCAUGAACACGACCACUCGAAUGUUGAGCGUGACCGGGAAGGCCAUGUUCUACCUGAUGAAAAUAGGCGGUUCCUCCUUGGACGCCACUGCAAGGACAAUGCAACUUUAGCACAUCAGCUCACUCACUGGCGAUUUACCUUGAAUGAGUGGGUGGUCAAUUACCUCGAGUCCAAAGGCCACAAGGACGACGCAGAGGUUCUCCGCCGCAGUAAAAUGAAGCAAAAGCACAAGACCAGACACGCUAUCGAUGUUCAUAAUACAAUGAUCAGCACGGGCGAAGUCGAAAAGAUGUAUCGUGAUUUUCACAUAGUCCUUAAAUCUGCUCGCGAAAAACCGGAGGUCCGGUUCUCCAACUCUAGGAGGUGA